CUACCGCUGCCCCAUGUGCAGGGCUGCCCAGCCCCAUACCUGGGGGUUUGGAGGGCCACAGUCCCCAGGUGCAGUUGUGGUUGUAGUCACGGUGUCCCAGCAGCAUGCGUGUGGGAACGGUGACCCUCUGGUGGCAUUGAGCACCAAUCCCUGCAGCCCCACAGUAUAUUUAGAAAAGUGCCCAGACCAAAAAUAGAGGGGAAAAUUUUCCCCCAGUGGCUGCUUCAUCUGCCAAUCAUGGGAAAAAAAGCCAAUGGAGCCUGCAGCUGCAUCACGACCCGCUCACCCUCUGCCCACCAUCGGGUGGAUGGACAGACAGACGGAGCUGGGUAGACCUGCCCGCACUGUGAUCGCUGGGGAAGCGGCCUCGGAGCAUCCCACAGCACUCUGGUGACAGCGUGGGAGCACCCACACACCCACAACGGUGAGGGGUCCCCGUGCAGCGGUGUCCCCGUGGCAGCCAUGCCCACCCCACUGCUGGGGCUGCUCCUGCUGGAAGCUCCCCACACCGGGUUUGGGGGUUUGUGUGCACGAAGUGGGGGCAGCCCAGUGCAGGUCCCUGCAUGCUCAUCCCGGGGAUGGGGCUGUGGUCGGGCACGUGUCCGUGUGUCUGGAACGUGGCUGUCUUGCAGCGCCAUGGGGGACUGGAGCCUGCUGGGGCGGCUGCUGGAGAACGCCCAGGAGCACUCCACGGUGGUGGGGAAGGUUUGGCUCACCGUCCUCUUCGUUUUCCGCAUCCUGGUGCUGGGGGCAGCUGCGGAACGGGUGUGGGGUGAUGAGCUGGCCGGCUUCUCCUGCGACACGCAGCAGCCCGGCUGCCAGAACGCCUGCUAUGACAGCACCUUCCCCAUCUCCCACCUGCGCUUCUGGGUCCUGCAGAUCAUCUUCGUCUCCACCCCCAGCCUGGUGUACCUGGGCCACAUCCUGCACCUGGUGCACCUGGAGGAGAAGGCGCAGCAGCAGGCGGCAGCGCGGGGUGGCAGCAGGGCCCGGCGGCAGCAGGGAAAGGCCCGGAUCCCAGCACGGGACACUCAGGGCCGGGUCCACAUGCGUGGGGCCAUCCUGAGGACGUAUGUCUGCAGCGUUGUCUUCAAGGCUCUCUUCGAGAUGGGCUUCAUAGCAGGGCAGUAUGCCUUGUAUGGGCUUGAGCUGAAGCCCCUCUACACCUGCAGCCGCUGGCCCUGCCCCAACACCGUCAACUGCUACAUCUCCCGGCCCACCGAGAAGACCAUCUUCAUCCUCUUCAUGCUGGGGGUGGCCUGCGUGUCUCUGCUGCUCAACCUGGUGGAGAUCUACCACCUGGGCCUCACCAAGUGCCGGCAGCGGCCAGGUCCCAGAUCCCGCAUCCUGCCUGGCCCUGGUGGCCUUGCGGGGUCCCACAGUGCCCGCUUCACCUUGCCUGGCGGUGGCAACCCCAUGGAUGCCAGCGGCCCACACCUGGCACCUCUGGGGAAGGCUGGUGCGUGGCUGGGGGUGGCCAGUGGGUCCCGAGGGAAGGUGCGAGCAGCGGACCUGGCAGUGUGAAUGCAGCUGGUGCCUGCCAGGAUGCUCGGGGAUGGAUGAUGCGUGGGCUGCCAUGCUGUGCUGUGGUGGCCACAGUUGUGGCUCCCAUCUCCAGGACCUGCCAGGCUCGUGACACAGACCCCAUGGCCAGCAUGAGAGCUGAGCAUGGCCUGGGAGCAGCGGGACCAAGCCAGCGUGAAGGCAAACCCCACUACCCCAACCAUCAGCCCUGAGAAGCAAAUAAACACCCACUGCACCUCA
Meleagris gallopavo (turkey) is the source of this 1764-nucleotide messenger RNA. Lineage: Eukaryota; Metazoa; Chordata; Aves; Galliformes; Phasianidae. The record is from RefSeq and is a predicted model, not a curated record.